AUGUCGCGUUCACAGAUGCACAGUACUCCUUUGGACUAUAUGCUUUGUCUGUCCAUGGAAGUACAAAGAGUCGUGCUUUCAUUCUUGACAUUGAAAGAGCGUAUUCAAUGCUCUGUCGUCAGCAAAAAGUGGCGAUCGGUGGUGCUUGCUGAUCCGAAUAUGUGGCAUACCCUAUCGAACGGAUCCUGUAAUUACAAGUUACAUCGCGUCCUAACCACCUAUCAGGCAUUGAUUCCAACGAGCUCUACUAUCCGUGUUGUCGAUUUAUCUUUGGAUCCUAACUGUACCUACAAUGGCAUGCUUGCCGCUACCGAGGACUUGAAAAACACCAUGGAUUUGCUUACAGUCUGGGACUGUCGCUGCAUUAAAGAAGGUCGGUUGCAGUCAGACUUUAAGCAAGAACUAGUGAUGCAAUGGUUCGAGAAGUUCCAAGCGGUUACCUGCUCUAGUUUGAACCGGCUGACUUUGCUGUGGGAUGCUUUUCCAGAAGACACCAUCUAUCCAAUACCGGCUUUCGUGAUUAAUCAGUUUCCGAAUUUAUCGCAUUUCAGUCUAAAGAUGAGGAAUGGAGGCGAUUGGUUAAUCCGCCCUUCCAUUUCACUGUCGCAUCAAAUGCGCCGGUUAUUAUUUGGAGAAUUAGAAGCUGCUGGUGCCAACGACUCCUCAAUUCUGAAGCAACACCAGCACAUGAACCUCUCCAGCAUAUGCCUCGACGUUUCUAAUCAAGAUAUUGCCCUUCCAUUUCCCGAAUAUAUACUUCAAGUUUUACCGAAUUUACAAAGUAUCAACUUCAGGUCGUGCGGAUGGGGUGGAGCUUUGGCGAGAAAGUUCUACAGGUACUUGAUCAGCUACUGUACAGCAAUCCAGACACUUAGAUACAGCUGCACAUUCGAGAAUGACGAGGGAUAUACCUUGUUUUCUGAAUCUAUCGAACAUACGCAUACGAAACACUUUGCAACCGCUGAGCUGUCGAACUUACUGAGUGCGACGAACAGCACAUUGAAAUGUUUCCAGCUCUGUGGUGCUGGGACCAAGGAUACCAUGCACUAUUUGCUUUGUGUGAUCCCAGCAUACCACAACACGUUAGAAGUCAUUGAUCUGACUCAUUUAAGACAAGAGCAUCUGGAAGUCUUAUCAACAGCUGGAUUUCCUCGCUUGCAAAGGUUCAUUGGCAGCUUUUAUCAACGAGAACAGCAACAGCAACCGCCGGUAUCUGUUUCUAUUAAUUUUACAACACAGCUGAUUGCGUUCUUUGCACGAGCUCCGCGUUUGCACUACAUUCAAUUGGAGAAUCUACGUAUCAAUCAUAAACUUUUGGAGUUCCUUUGUUCUGAUCGUCUUACUCUGCUUCAAGUGCUGGUAUUCGAGAGCUGUUACGGAGUAAUGCACGACGCUAUUGCAGAACUGAAUAAGCAUUCCCAUAUCGACUUUCAUUAUAUACCGUAA
Zychaea mexicana is the source of this 1446-nucleotide messenger RNA. RefSeq lists its product as uncharacterized. The record is from RefSeq and is a predicted model, not a curated record. Gene Ontology annotation, molecular function: protein binding. NCBI's taxonomy places the organism in Eukaryota, Fungi, Mucoromycota, Mucoromycetes, Mucorales, Lichtheimiaceae. The transcript has 2 exons. The coding region runs from base 1 to 1446 and encodes 481 amino acids.